Molecule: messenger RNA, 4575 nt
Organism: Eimeria maxima
Lineage: Eukaryota; Apicomplexa; Conoidasida; Eucoccidiorida; Eimeriidae
Exons: 7
Coding region: 1-4575 (1524 amino acids)
Biological process (GO): tRNA 5'-leader removal
Cellular component (GO): ribonuclease MRP complex; nucleolar ribonuclease P complex
Source: RefSeq, a predicted model, not a curated record
AUGGUUCUGUUUGAACCUCGAUACGCGGGGCUGUCCUUCUAUGGUGUUAAGGGUUUGCCGAUGAUGCUGCCGAAGAGGCAGCGGCUCCAGGGCGAACGGGCCCAGAGCCCAGGAAGUAGCCGCAGCAGCAGCAACAGCAGCAGCUCUGCUGCUGCAGCAGCAACAGCAGCAGCAGAAGCAGCUGGCCCCUACCCUAUAAACCUGAAUCUUCCUCCCCUAACCCCUCGACCUUCCCAGCAGCAGCAGCAGCAGGAGGAGAGGUUGCUGCCUGUUGCAGGAGCGCGGCUGCCUGUUCCUCCUCUCCCUUCUGUUCUUUCUGUUCCUGCCUUGCUGCGUGCCCGCCAGGCAGAGGUUGCUGCUCUGCUGCAGCAGCUGCAGGAGCUGCCAAACCGUUAUCAGCAGCAACGACAGCAGCAGCAGCAGCAGCAACGCAUGCAUAAGCAGCAGCAGCAGCAAAAGCAGCAAUCUAAGCGUCAAAAGAAAGCACAAAAUGCAGCAGGAGCAGCAUCUGCUGCUGCAUCCUCUGAUGGUGCUACUUCCCCCAGAGAAGUCGAUACAACCGCAGCAGCAGCAACCCCAGCAGCAGCAGCAGCAGCAGCAGCAGCAGGAGCAGCAGCAAAGACAGGACCGUGCAGACGAGCCUUCCAGAAGCUUCCUCCAUCAGCGCGUCGCUCUCGUCGUCAACAGCGUCGUCUAUCGGAGCUCUUGAAGCAGCGUACAGCUCCGUUCCCCUUCCCCCCCAACAGCAGCAGCAGCAGCAGUUGCAGCAGCAGCAGCAGCAGCAGCAGCGGGAAACUGCGUUGGCUACAGACGCAUGCAUAUCAUGUACGACGCUUCCGCAUGCUUCCUCUUUGGGGCUUUAGUCUUCCCUUACGACCAUCGCAGCGCAUGCAGAGGCAGCUGCAGCGAGCAGCAAGACAGCAUGCAACUAUACAUGAUGCUUCUUAUUAUUCUAUUAUUGAGCUACAGGGGCCCCUCGUGCUGCUGCUGCUGCUGCUGCGACGCUGCGGUGCUGAUGCUGCUGUACUCAGCAACAAAGCUAUACGUGCAGGUGCGCAGCAGGGACGCAUGUUACUGCUGCAGCAACCGCAGCAACAGCAGCAACAGCAGCAGCAGCAGCAGCAGCAGCAAAAAGCUACACUUAUUGCACCUUGUGAUUUCUUCUUUAAGGCUGCUGCAGCAGAUGAGACAAAUCGUACCCUUUGGGUGUCUGUACACCCUGCAGCAGCAGCAGCAGCAAAAGCAGCACUUGCUGCAGCAGCAGAAUCCUUGCGGCCACCGGGUUGCUGGUGCUUCUUACGGUCCCUAUCCUCACCACCAGCAGCAACAAAUACAGCAGCAGCACUAACAGCAACAGCAGCAGCAGCUGCAGCAGCAGACGCAGCAGGUUGUACCUGCGGCCUUGGGGUGUAUAUACAGCUGGUACCCAAUAUAGCUAGAUUUGAGUUAAGGGGCCCCCGCUCAUUAAGGGCCCUUGGGUUAGCAUUAAAGGUUGUACGUCCUGCUGCUGCUGCUGCGGCUGCUCCUCCUGCUGCUGCUGCUGAGGGUAAUGGUGGUGGUGGUGGUGCUGCUGCUGCUGCUGUCGGUAUGGCUGCGGAUGAUCCCCCAGCGACAUCAGCAGCAGCAGCAGAAGCAGCAGCACAGACAGAAGCAGGACAAACAGCAGCAGAAGCAGCGGCAGCAGCACCAGAAGCAGCGGAAGAUGCUGUUGGUGCACAAGCAUGUUAUAUGCUAUGGAGGGCGCUGCUGCAGCACGAGCUGCAGCAAGGCUGCUGCCCCCCGCUGCCUGGUGGGUGUCUCCUAAGUUUAGAGACACUGUCUCCUUCCUUAAUGGGCCCUUUUCCUCCUCGUUGCCGCAGGCUGCUGCGUCGUGCUGUUGCUGCUGCUGCGGUUGCUGCUGCUGCUGGCGGUACUGCUAGUGCAGACUUUGCAAAAGCAGACGCAGCAGGAGCAGCAGCAAGAGCAGCAGCAGAUGCAGCAGCAGCACAAAGUAUGACACCUAAGGCUGCUGUUGCUGCUGCUGUUGCAGCAGGAAGGGCGCUGCCUCCUCCUGCUGCUUCGCGCCUGUUUUCUCCUGCUGCUGUUGCUGCUGCUGCUGCUGCUGUUCCCUUCAAGGUUGCUACUCGCAGCAGGAAGAGGCCAGAGAUACGGGCUUUGCUGCAGCGGCUGCAGCAGCGCAGCGAGCAGCUGCAGCGGGAACGGCAGAUGCAGCAGCAGCAGCAGAAGAAGAAGCAAGCGCAGCAGCAGCAGCAACAACACCAACAACCGAAGCAAAAGCAGCAGCAGCUGCAGGUGCUGCAGGUGCUGCAGCAGCAAUCCAAACAUCAGCAGCACCAGCUGCUUGGUGCAGCAGCAGAAAUGGGAGCUGCAGCGGGAAGGAAAGCAGCAGGCACGUCUGGUGCAGCUGCAGCAGCAGCAGCAGCAGCAGCACUUGCUGCUGCUACUGCUGCUGGGUCUGCCAGUGCUGCAGCACUUGAAGAUGAGGAAGACUUUGGGUGUCCUCUCCCCGUUGCUGCUGAGGCGGAGGCAACAACCUCUGCAGCAGCAGCAACAGCAGCAGCAGCAGCUGGCACUGCCGGUGCUGCUGCUGUGGGUGUCGUGGAGGCGGCAUCAACGGAUGCUGCUGCUGCUGCUGGCAAUUUGAGUGCUCCUCUGUGUCUUCCUUCUGCUGCAGUAGCUGCAACUGCUGCAGGCGCAGCAGCAGCACCAGCAGCAGCAGCAGCAGCAAAGCGUACCACGGUUCCUGUGUUGCUGAUAUCUCAUGGGGGUUUUGUAUCACAAGGAGCUGCAGGCCUUCUAGGUCCCAACAUGGACAGCAGCAGCAGCAGAGGCAGCAGCAGCAGCAGCAGCAGCAGCAAUGGGUUUGAUUUGCUGCUGCCUGCAGGGGCAGGUGCUGCUAGGCUGUUUGUGCUGCUGUGUAGGUUAGGGGUUGUCCCUAUAGGGUACAACGACAGGAGGAAGCAUCUGUUGGAGGCAAGCAGCAGCAGCAGCAGCAGUAGCAGCAGCAGCAGCAGUAGCAGCGACUUCCCCUUUGGGUUCCCCGAUACUGCAGCAGGAACGCAUGCAGCACUCUGCUGCGCCUGGCAGCAGGAGCUGCUGCACCUCCGUAGGCCCCCUAGCUGCCGCUGCAGCUACACAGUAAUGGCAACAAAGUGUCCCUUCUUGCCUCUAUGGAGACAGGUGCAGCACAUGCCCCUGCAGCAGCAGCAGCAGCAGAAGCAGCAGCAGCAGCUGCAGCAGCAGGGCAAGCAGAAUAAAGAGCAGGAGAGGGAAAGAGAAGACGAGCAGCGGGAGGAGCAGUUGCUGCUGCAGCAAGCUGUCGUUGUUGCAGUGGGAGGAAGCAAGCAGCAGCAGCAGCAGCAGCACCUGCAGCAGCAGCAGCACCGUCGUUUGUAUGGCCCUUCUUGCUUCUUACCCCCAAGGUUGCUGCCGCUGCUGCUGCCGCCACCGCAGCCCAAUAGACGAGAGAUGCAGCAGCAGCAGCAGCGAGCAGCAAACCUGCUGCAUGUACCUAUGCCGGUGCCACGGGGGGAUUUGCUGCAGCUGCUGCCUAAGCUGCUGCUGCCUCCUCCUGCUGUACGCAUGCUACCUGUGCAGAUGCUGCGGCUCUCCCUAUUCCUUCAACAGUUCCGCAAGCAGCAGCAGCAGCAGCAAAAACAGCAGCAGCAGCAGAAGCAGCAGCAGCAGCAACAGCAACACGCGCAGCAGCAGCUACAGGCUUUGCUGCAAGCAGCAAGGAAGGAGAGAAGUAUGGGGCCAGCAGAUGAAUUGCCUCUUGUCUUCCUAUGGGGUCUGCAGCAGCUGCUGCUGCCUCUGCAGACAGCGGCGGGCAGCAGCAACAACAGCAGCAGCAGCAAUAGCAGCAGCAGCAGCAACAACAACAACAACACGAGUAGCACCGGCAUCUGUAGCCGUAAACAGCCAUAUCCUGCUACACCGUCAACUAAGGAAGCUUUGCCUUCUAUUUCUUCCGCCAUACACCUGCGGCCUGCUCUUGUCCCCUUGCUGCAGCGCAGCAGCAGCAGCAACAGCAGCAACAGCAGCAGCAGCAACAACACUGGCGGCAGCCUACACUUGCAGCUGUUGGAGCCUCUGCACGGGAAGGCAUGCAGACGCCGCUUGGUGCAGCUGCGGCAGCAGCAGCAGCAACAGCAGCAGCAGCAGCAGGGCAACAGCACAAAUAAACAGCAAAGACAGCAGAGGAAUAGACCUGUGGGGAAGGAGCGGAGAAGACUGCCGCCAAUGCAUGCGCAUGCAGCAGCAGCUGCUCCUGCUGCUCCUCCUGCUGCUACUCCCCCUACUGCUGCUCCCGCCGCUGCUGCUGCUGCUCCAGCUCCUGCUGCUGCUCCCGUUGCUGCUGCUGGUCCCUCAGCAGCAGCAACAGCAGCAGCAGAAUUCCCUUGCAAAGCACCGGAUGCAUGCAGGCCUCUUGUUGGUUUUGUUAUUGCUGGUGGUCCUAUUCCUUGGGUCCCUUCCUGUGUUGCUAGUCCUACGAAUUUAUCUCUUCUUUUCUUUAGUCGUAAUAUUCAUGGCAAGACAUAUAGGCCUGUAUGGGUGAACUACACCCUUGAAUAA